AUGUAUUGCAUUGUUAAAAAGAUUGCAAUAAAUUUUAAAAGGAAAAGAGUUUCAUAAAUUGUAGUUUAAAAUAUAUGUGACUGUUUGAGGAAUAAUUUAAAAAAGCUGUAGAUUAAUUGGAAACCUUAAAUAAAAAAUUAAUCAACACCUUCAUAUUUUAUGUCCAUUGCUUUAACAACUUAACAUACUGUGGUGUAUAUGUUAUUAUAGCAUAAUAAAAAUUCCUGUAUAAAAUAUCCCAUCUAAAUGAUUAUUAAAUUGAAGAUGAAUAUAAAUGGAACUUUGAGAUUUUAGAUAUUAUUAAAUUAUACUCAUCUAUUAUCAAUAAUUUUAGUAAGCAUUAAAAUAAGAAGAUUGAUUGAAAGUUUGAUUUAAAUCAAUUGA
This is a messenger RNA of Paramecium sonneborni, 384 nucleotides long. NCBI's taxonomy places the organism in Eukaryota, Ciliophora, Oligohymenophorea, Peniculida, Parameciidae. The record is from the annotation of a GenBank genome assembly.